This is a messenger RNA of Porites evermanni, 2377 nucleotides long. Lineage: Eukaryota; Metazoa; Cnidaria; Anthozoa; Scleractinia; Poritidae. The record is from the annotation of a GenBank genome assembly.
AUGCAGAUCUUUGUGAAAACUCUUACGGGUAAAACCAUUACCCUCGAGGUUGAACCUAGUGAUUCCAUCGAAAAUGUAAAAACUAAAAUUCAGGAUAAGGAAGGUAAACUAUUGUCUUGUUACAACUUAAAAUUGCAGAAAAAAACAUUUGUUCGUUGUUUUCCCCUAGACUGAUAAGGAUUUACAUUUCAUGUGUAAGUUAAGCUAUUUCUUGAGCUAAUUGAGAUGACUUUCUCAAAACGUGGAAAUUUUUGUUCCUGAUCGAAUUGAGUUACUGGGAUUUUAUAUAGCCACAUUAACACAAAUCAAAGCAUUACUUUGCCGUGGUGCCAUUAAUUGUUAUGAACAAGGUGGUUUUAACAUAAAUCUGUAUUUAUGUUGAAAUCCCAAAGUUUAGUUCAAAAUGUCAGACUUGGGUUUGUUGAAGACUGAGAUCCUCAAAUAAGACACUAUUAGCACUUCUGCUUCAUUGUCUUAAAUAAUGUAAUAAUGAUGAAACCAUUGACUUUUCAGGAAUUCCCCCAGAUCAACAGCGUCUUAUAUUUGCUGGCAAGCAGCUGGAAGAUGGCAGAACACUUUCUGAUUACAACAUCCAGAAGGGUAUGUCUGCCUAUUCAGUGACCAGUCAUUUUGCGGUAAAAAUGUCUUAUGUCGUUUUGCUUAAGAAGUGAAACGAGCACUACGCAUGUGUCCACCUUUUUUUCUCAGCCCUGAUACAAAAAAGUGUGAUUUGCACGGAUAUACACUCAGUCUUCAGUCACUGAUCAGGCGAAAGUAUUUAGGGAACUGACCCAACAGCAAAGUAACUUACAGUAUGUUGUAAGACGUAGGCAAACAGGAUCGAUGUUGGUGAAACAACUGUUACUGGUAACCUCCUAUUCAUAUCUGUUUGCCUAUGUUCGUUUACCAGUCAAUUCUUCCUGAAAAACACCUCUGUAAGGUCAUACCACCCUUUGAGUAGUGUUGGGAAUCAGCUGAGAUUUCAUUAUCAAUCAUUGGCAACAAUCAGGUUGACCUAACUGAUUGAUUAUCAAUUAUAAUUGGAAAAUCUCUCCAUAAGAAUUCCAUUUAUUUUCCAGCAGUAUGGCAGUCAAAGUAACACAGUCUUUUGAUAUUUUUUGACUGUAUACCACUUUUAUUAAUUACCCUCAUUUUGUGCCCUGUAUUUGAACACAACAAAAACAUAAAAAAGGAUCAUCAGAUUACAGCUGCAUAAUUAUUCCAUGAUAAUUAAUUUAACAUCAUCCAUAUUCAAUUAGGGUAUCACAUUUCUUAAGGUUUUCAAUCAGUGUUCAAUUAGAAUGAUUAUAAUAUUAUUGCUGAUGGACACAGCAACAAUGAAGAAUGUCUUAAGGUGGUGUUAAAGUAGUAGUACUUUUCUGUCAACAGAGUCAACUCUUCACCUUGUGUUGAGGCUGCGUGGUGGAGUUAUUGAACCCAGUUUGCGUAUUUUGGCUCAAAAGUACAACUGUGACAAGAUGAUCUGCCGAAAGUAUGUGUUUGAGUUUAAUGUUACUUAGAAACUUGUAAAACCGUGAACACCAAAAUUACAUCUGCAAUGUUGUAUUUCAAAGAGUCUUGAUUAGUAACAAUAAAACUAGCCUGUAAGGGGCAAGAGUAAUCGGUCUGUGGUUGGUGCAGUUCUUUGGUGGUCAUCUACAUGGGCCGUGCCCGAUCAUGAAAUUUUUCAAGUGUUCACUCAGUUUUCUGCGUUUGACAGUGAAAUGGCUCUUUUGUCGUUUUUCACAUAAAUGGCAAAAAAUUACUUAACAAUAGAAUAUUAGCCACUUCACUAAAAAUUUUUGUUACACUUUUACCAGGUGUUAUGCCCGUCUUCACCCUCGUGCAGUCAACUGUCGCAAGAAGAAGUGUGGACACUGCAAUAACUUGAGGCCCAAGAAGAAGCUUAAAGGCUAACUCUUCCAUCCAGUUUCUCUGCCAUGGAAUUGUGAUGAUGUUCAUUAAUACUUGGCAAUAAAUAAAUACUUAUAAAACUUGAUAAUUUGACUGAGGACUUUAUCUUUGCACAUUUUUCCAACCCUUUGUCAUUUACCAUAAAACUCCUUGCCAUAACACAAUCCUUUGCAAAUNGUUGGUGCAGUUCUUUGGUGGUCAUCUACAUGGGCCGUGCCCGAUCAUGAAAUUUUUCAAGUGUUCACUCAGUUUUCUGCGUUUGACAGUGAAAUGGCUCUUUUGUCGUUUUUCACAUAAAUGGCAAAAAAUUACUUAACAAUAGAAUAUUAGCCACUUCACUAAAAAUUUUUGUUACACUUUUACCAGGUGUUAUGCCCGUCUUCACCCUCGUGCAGUCAACUGUCGCAAGAAGAAGUGUGGACACUGCAAUAACUUGAGGCCCAAGAAGAAGCUUAAAGGCUAA